Molecule: messenger RNA, 1319 nt
Organism: Galeopterus variegatus (Sunda flying lemur)
Lineage: Eukaryota; Metazoa; Chordata; Mammalia; Dermoptera; Cynocephalidae
Product: caspase-4-like
Exons: 9
Coding region: 76-1209 (377 amino acids)
Biological process (GO): regulation of apoptotic process; proteolysis
Cellular component (GO): protein-containing complex
Molecular function (GO): cysteine-type endopeptidase activity; caspase binding
Source: RefSeq, a predicted model, not a curated record
GAAAUGCACAGUGACUUUCAUUUUCCAAACUGAGGCUCUCUCCACAGCAGUACGAAGGGACUGAGGCUGUUACCUAUGGCUGAAGAGAGCCAGAAUCAAAAACCAUCCAAGAUUUUGGAAUCCAUUGGCAAAGAUUUCCUCAAUGGCUUUUUGGAUAACUUGGUGGAAAAACAAGUGGUGAAAUUGGAUGAAGAGGCACAGGAAAACUUUAGUAAUGCCAAAGCUGAAAAGAAGGCCAGGAUCUUGAUGGACUCUGUGCUACAGAACCGCCAUAAGGCAGGUGAAGUGCUUAUCCAAACCCUCCUUAACACAAACCAAACACCCACCAAUAUACAAGCUCCUCUGGAGAAUGAGGCUCAUCCACCUAAGUCAGAAGAAUACACAGAUACCCUUAAGCAUUGUCCUCAUGAAACAUUCCUGAAAAUAUGUAAAGAAAAGGCUGGAAAGAUCUAUCCAAUAAAGGACAAACAGAAUCGCACUCGCCUGGCUCUCAUCGUAUGCAAUACAGAGUUUGAACAUCUUCCUUUGAGGGAAGGGGCUGAUCUUGACCUUGCAGGCAUGAAGGGGCUGCUUGAGGGUCUGGGCUACACUGUGGAUAUAAAAGAGCGGCUCACAGCCAAGGAUAUGGUGUCAGAGCUGGAGACAUUUGCCACCCGACCAGAACACAACUCCUCAGACAGCACAUUCUUGGUGUUCAUGUCUCAUGGCACCCUGGAAGGAAUCUGUGGAACUAAGCAUAGUGACAAAACCCCAGAUGUACUACCUUAUGACACCAUCUUCCAGAUAUUCAACAGUUGCAACUGUGUCAGUCUAAUAAACAAACCCAAGGUCAUCAUUGUUCAGGCCUGCAGAGGCGAAAAUGUUGGGAAUGCAUAUGCCUGGGCCUCUCCAGCAAUCUCAGCAGACAGCUCUACACAGUCACUAAGGAACCUGCAGAAAGAUGCUAUUUCCUUGACCCAUGUGGAGAAGGACUUCGUUGCAUUCCACUCCUCAACCCCACAUAAUGUGUCCUACAGAGAUGGCACGAAGGGCUCUUUCUUCAUCAUUCAGCUCAUCGCAUGCUUCCAAAAAUAUUCUUGGUGCUGUCACCUCAUGGAAAUAUUUAGGGAGGUACAAAAUGCAUUCGAAACCCCAGAUGAUUAUGCCCAGAUGCCCACCAUAGAACGACAAACCAUGUCAAGAUAUUUCUACCUCUUCCCUGGCCAUUGAAAAUAGAAACCACAGGCAGCCCAGCCCUCCUUUACUGACUUCAUGAAGUACCUGUACAGCACAAGCAUGCAAACGUUUGUAUUUCAAUAAAAAUGAACACAAAUGAACUA